GAAUUGGUGUCUUAUAUUCUAACCAACCAGUCUAAUUUAACAAACGAUAAAUUGUGAAAUGUGAAUGGUCUUUAUCAUUCCAUAUUUGUUGACAAUGAAUAAUAUUCCAUUUCUGUCACUGUAACUUCAUCAUAUGAAAUUUUCUGAGAAGCUGAAAACCGCGUUUUAAAGGAACCAACUGAAAAUGACACUUCAGUCAUUUGCCAUGUAGUUUCUAAAUCUUCUUUCAAAAGCUGUGUUUUUCUCCUUCAUCACUAAUCUAUACAUGCCAUAAAUGUCAAAAGAAACGACAAUUAGAAAAUGUUGAAGAUUAAUCAUAUUGCUUCAAUUUAAACACUGCAAGAAAAUGACAUUAAAAGCCAUUACUUUCUUUGCUCUUUUCUGUACUCUGAACUGAGCUUGAUGCUAUGGGGAAGAAGCUUGAUGCUCUGUUUGGAAGAAGCUUCAAAGCCACAAAGUUCAUCCCACUCGUCAACCUUGCCAUUGCUCGCCUCGCUGUUCUCAAGAACCAAAGAGAAACACGAUCCAAACAAGCCCUUUCUGAUGUUCUUCAACUCCUCCAACUCGGUCACCAUGAACGAGCUUUGCUUCGAGUUGAGCAUGUGAUCAAGGAGCAAGAUAUGAUGGAUGUGUAUGAUAAGAUUGAAGGAUACUUCAACCUCUUGAUCGAAAGGGUUCGCCUCAUUGAACAAGAAAGAGAAUGUCCUGAGGAGCUUAAGGAGGCCAUAGCAGGUUUACUGUACGGAGCAUCAAGGUGUGGAGAAUUUCCAGAGCUCCAAGAAAUUCGUGCAGCUUUAACAUGUCGCUUUGGUAAAGAAUUCACAGCUCGUUCUGUUGAGUUACGCAACAAUUGUGGUGUCCAUCCUCAGAUGGUCCAAAAGCUGUCAACAAGGAUGCCAAACUUGGAGAGAAGAAUGAAGGCACUAAAAGAAAUUGCUGCUCAGAACAGUAUUGUUCUGCAGCUUGAAGAAGCUUCUUCCUUAUCUUUUGAGGAACAACUGAAUGCAAAAACACAAAACCAACCUGAACUUAAGCUCAGGGAGAAACAGGACCUUCACAUUUUACCUGAAGGAGGAAAUUUUGAUUGGUUAUCUGAUUCCUUUAAGGCUAGAGAAAAGUACAAGGAUGUUGCUGAUGCAGCACAGGCAGCUUUUGAGUCUGCAGCAAAUGCAGCAGCAGCUGCUAGAGCAGCAAUGGAACUCUACCGGUCCGAACCACAUGAUAAUGAUGAUCCGAGUGAUGGUACUAGCCCUCAACAAAGAAAAGUAUUGAAUGGGCGCGAUCCUGUAAAUGCUGCGUCUCAACUUGAACACAAUGAAACUCUCAGUGAAAACCAAGGAGAAGAGGAGUCAGACAGGAGUGCAGAGAGGUUGGGAAAGCAAGAAUACAUUUCAAGAUCAGAUUCAGGUCAUGAGGUUUUGAAGCAGAACAGUGUGCCUAUGAAUGAAGAAGUUGAGGUUGAGGUUGAAAGUCAAGAAAAAGAGCUACCUUUCAGUGCUGACAUGGAGGUUGGACCAAGCUCCAGGCACCAAGCUCCAAAUCCAGUGUCAGCAUCCAAGAUGCAGAGCACACCACAGUUGGACUUGCAGAAGAGGCCGUUUUCUGUGCGGACGAGACAUGUGCGGACUUACUGAGCAGAAAUCUUCAGUUGUGCCACUGCCAUCCGCUGGCUGUGCUCAGAAUUUAUAAAUACUCACCAAAAUGAGACAUUGUUGAAUAUCUUACCUGGGUUAGCUUGUGUGCCAGAAGUUUUUACAUGUUUCUGCAAGAUAGAUAAUAUUAUUGUGUGUGUAUAUUCAUUCAUAAUUAAUUUGGUCUAUUAUCUAGUUGUUUAUGGACUGAAUCUCCUUACAAGAUUAUUUUUUCCUCCAAAAUAAAGGAGCCCAUUUUCGUCUUCA
Messenger RNA from Prosopis cineraria, 1898 nucleotides. RefSeq lists its product as uncharacterized. Lineage: Eukaryota; Viridiplantae; Streptophyta; Magnoliopsida; Fabales; Fabaceae. The transcript is spliced from 6 exons. Bases 408 to 1634 code for a protein of 408 amino acids. The record is from RefSeq and is a predicted model, not a curated record. Gene Ontology annotation, biological process: protein transport.